This is a messenger RNA of Thlaspi arvense, 3413 nucleotides long. Lineage: Eukaryota; Viridiplantae; Streptophyta; Magnoliopsida; Brassicales; Brassicaceae. The record is from the annotation of a GenBank genome assembly.
AGCACGUGAGCGCGAAGAUUAACAGUUUACUAUAUAGAUUUCGGUCGAGGGGAGAGAAGCAACGGGAGAGAAGAAGAUGGAGGGAAGAGCAGUGGAAGACGCGGCGGCGGAAGAAAUCGCGACAAGGCUUUCCUCUCUCGACGAUCUCUACUUUCCACGCGCUGUUCAACCAACUGCUGCAUCUUUCGACCAACGCAAAUCCAUCCUCCUAGACCUCCUCCGUCGUGAUCCCGCCGUUUUCCUUGAGCGUUAUGGAUCGCAGCUGAGUGUAGAUGAAUUGCUCGAGUUUGAUGCUUUGAAACAUGACUACGAGGUUGAUUGGCACUUGAAAAACCUGCGGAAGAAGAUAAGUCCGACCUCAGAAGAGCUGAAAUCGAGGUCUAUAGCUGUGAGGAAUAGGAGACUUGCUUACUUGAAGAAGCUUGUAUCAGAAGGACAAUAUUUCUCUGAGGAUUCUAUGAGAGAUAGAGAGCCGUAUCUACACCACGAGUACGUGGGGAAGUUUCAGGAUUUGAUGGGUAGGAACAUGGCUAGGCCUGGAGAACGUUGGUCAGAGACAUUGAUGAGACGGGGAGAGGAGGCUACGCUGGUUUCUCGGAUCAGAGAGGAGCAGCAGAGGUUAGGUGUUGCAGAGAGUGAUUGGGUUGGUAAUGAGGUGGUGGAGGAAUCAGAAGAAGAAGAAGAAGAAGUGGAAUCAGAGGAUGACGAAGAAGCGAAAAAGCCAACAGAAGCUAGCUCAAGCCUUGAAGAGGCUACUGUAGCCAUGGACAUCAACGGAACAUCGAGUAAUGGAGAACAGAACGAUAAGGCAACAGUCUUACCGCCAGAGGAGAUGCAAGAUAUGAUGGAUCAGUUCACGUCAAUCAUGCAACAGAAGUUCUUGUCGGGAGAAGAUCAUCAGCAUUUGGAUUACACAAAGAUAGACAGUGACGAGACUCUUGAUGAUCAUUGGCUUCGAGAGAUUGGCCUUGACGCUGAAGAUAAGUACUUUGGUGAAGACUAAUGGACACAGUCAGAUACGACUUCCUGGUCUAUGUAAGAUAUGAUCUCUCCUCUCUUCCUCUUUAUCUGCAAAAAUGUUGAUGGAUACAGAAAUUGCUUAUAUAGAGCUAGCUAUACCACGAAAGAUAGCUUAUGAUAAAGAGAGUGAUUUCAUAUUUCGUAGGGAAUGCCAUUACAAGUCCAAACACCAACUAUAUCUCAUGUUAAGAUUUCGGAAUUGGUUUUGGUUGAGAGAUGAUCUGGAAAUCUCCAUGUACAAGUUGGAUUGGUUAGUGUAAUCAUCAAAUGAUAAUUAGUUUUCAGUGUGAAUUUACUUGAUACAGGUAAGGUAUGAGAUUUCCCUUUGUAUACUACGAAAUUGAUACUAGUUUCAACAAAGAAAACUAUGGUUAGCUAAAUAGUGGAAGAGUAAAAUGAUAUAAAUUUGAAAUAGUAAUGAUUGGUUUUAGCAGAACAGUAUUUAAUUGGAUUUAUAAUGCAUGAACGUGAAAAACAAUGGUUGAAUAGAAAUGUUAACAAGAUUAAACAACAUAAAGUUUAUACUAGUGUUUAUUUUGUCAUCAUUAAAUUAUUGGAUUAAUUAACCUUUUUUCUUUUUGCCAAGAUUAGUUUAGCCUUAAAUUGUGAUCUUUCCUUUUUAUAUGCAAUCAAAAUCAUGUCCAUACGAUGUUUCUGUAAUGCAAUCAAAAUCAUAAGUUUGUCCCACAUACACACGUAGGGCGGUUUACGAGCGGUGGUUGCGUACUAAACCACCACGUGUCGAACCAGAAGUUGGUGGUUCGACUAAAAACCCAUCUCUCCACUUUCUCUUAGUGGCUGCCGAUUCACCGCUCCACUUCCUCCCUCGUCUCCGGGAACCUAUAACUUUAUUCCUUUAUUUCCCAUUUUGCCCCUUAUUUUUAUUUUUAAUAUUCUGUUUCGGAAAUAAAACCAAAAAUCUAACGGUGAGAAAAAGAAAAAAAGAAAUCUCUCUGUACCAAACAGACUACUUGUUUCUAGAAAUAAGCGAGAAACAAGAUUCGACAAAAGAAAAAAAGCUUCCAAUUCAAAACCCUAGAGCUCAAUUUUAACCUGGUACGGCCGUCGUUUCUCGAUCUCACCGGCUUGAAUCGCCGGUGAAGGUGUACAAUAGCUGUAUCGGAAAACCAGUUAAAGAGAGAAUAGAGAUUCGUUUUAGGGUAUUUUAGAGUCAUGUAUAGAGAGAGAGGAACGGUGGGUUCGAGACCGGAGGUUGUGGAUCGUAAACGGAUCAACGAAGCUCUUGAACGGCCUUCUCCGUCGACGUCUCGUCAAGCUAACGGUAAGGGUAAAGGCACCGUUACGGCGGCGGCACACUCGGUCUUGACGGGGAAGCAGUCGAAUGACCAUAGAGAUUCCCGUUCUGCUUCUCUCUCUAAGAACAAUGUUUCUGACGAUGAAUCAGACACAGACAGUGAAGAAUCAGAUGUCAGUGGCUCUGACGGAGAAGACACCUCGUGGAUAUCUUGGUUCUGCAAUCUGAGGGGAAACGAGUUCUUCUGUGAAGUUGAUGAUGAUUACAUCCAAGAUGACUUCAACUUGUGUGGACUGGGCAGUCUAGUUCCGUACUACGAGUACGCUCUUGACUUGAUCUUGGAUGUCGAGUCUUCUCAUGGAGAGAUGUUUACAGAGGAACAGAAUGAAUUGAUCGAGUCAGCAGCUGAGAUGCUUUAUGGACUUAUUCACGCUCGUUACAUUUUGACAAGCAAAGGCUUGGCUGCAAUGUUGGACAAAUACAAAAACUAUGACUUUGGAAGAUGUCCAAGAGUUUAUUGCUGUGGCCAACCUUGCCUUCCUGUUGGUCAAUCGGAUUUACCUCGAUCAAGCACUGUGAAGAUAUAUUGCCCUAAAUGCGAAGACAUUUAUUACCCACGAUCUAAAUAUCAAGGCAACAUUGAUGGAGCUUACUUUGGGACAACAUUUCCACAUCUGUUUUUGAUGACUUAUGGGCAUCUCAAGCCACCAAAGCCAACACAGAACUAUGUUCCAAGAGUAUUUGGGUUCAAAUUACACAAGCCGUGAGGAAGGUUUGAAGACUAAUCCCAAGAAGGCAAGAAUCUAAGAUCAUGGCUGCUGAUUUCAGAAGAGAAACAAAAAAGGAUUGUAAUCAAGAAAUGCGAAGAAGCAGUCAUGUCUAUAUUUGUCAUCAGGUACAUACAGAUUAGAAGCAAGCAAAAGGCAUAUGGUUAGAAGAAGAAAAAACGAAAAAUCUUUUGAUGCGUUUGUUAAACUUGAACCUGUAUUAUCCUACGUUUUGUAAUCUUUUUUUUUUCUUCCUUCGCAAUGUCAGAUGAUCCCAGAGAGUUUAAUCAGUUAUCAUAAAAAAUUGUGUUCUUUUAGCUAUACUAGAAUAUCCCGUCAAAUUUAUCAAAGAUCAAUUUACACAAUUACAA